AUGACACCUCGGCGCUCCUCUCGUGCUCGUGCCUCACAACAACCGUCUCCUGCCAUCCUCCAACAUACAAAUUCCUCCAGCUCCUCCAACUCAAUGACUCGCGAACGAAAUACUCGGUCCCACCACAAGAUCUCCUCCCCCCAGCGCUCCUCCACCAACCGGUCCCAGUCGUUCGACGACGGGGACACUGGGUCAAAAGGUGACUACAGAGAGACGCGGCAGCGCCAGCGUGCUCGAGGGGAGGAGGACAAUGAUCAGCUCAAAUUAGCCGACGGUGAUGAAGAAGACGGCGAAGAUGACGAAGACGAAGAGGAGGAGAUCACCCGCUGUCUCUGUGGACAGCAGGAAUACCCGGGUCUGCCUCCCUCGCGUCGGGAGGCAAUUGGUCGCAACGGCUUGCGGGGCAGCAUCAAGGACGAGGCCAUUUUGGGUUUUUCCAUUGAUGCUGCGGAUCUGUUGUCGGACGACAUUGGCAGCAUGUUCAUCCAGUGUGAUUCUUGCAAGGUCUGGCAGCACGGUGGCUGUGUGGGCAUCAUGGACGAAGCCAUGAGCCCGGACGAGUAUUUCUGCGAGGAGUGCCGGAAGGAUUUGCACAAGAUUCUGAGUGAGAUAAACGGAUCAUACUCCUCCCAGUACCUCCCGGUCGCGCCCCCUCCUCCCCCCACCACCGUCUCGUCACGAGAAUCCUCCCGCGAUAAUUCCCGGCGCAAUAAAGACACAAAAUCACGAUCUAAUGAUACCGCGGCCAAUCCCAAGCGCCGAUCUACCAUGAACAGCCGGGAUGCAGCAUAUGAUGAAGAGGAGCAACUGCGGCGUGCAAUCGAAGAAAGCAAGGAAGAAACAAAACCCGGAGACGAACUCGCUGCUCGGAGGCCUAAGAGAAGCCGCAGCGAUAGCGAAGCGCAAACCACGAAGCGCCAACGAACAAGCUCACCCUCUCCCGGCGCCGCGUCCAAAAGCAACCCCGUGUCUCAACAGGUUUCAGAGGAUGAGUCGAGAACCAAAUCAACGAAUCUCGUCGCUCGGAGACAAAGGGCUGCGUCGCGCGGACAGCGUGACAUCGGUAUCAAAGAGACUGAAGAACCUGAGUCUGAGGCAGCAGACGCUACAAAUCGUAGGAAAGGUCGGCCCGACAAGGCAAAUAAUGACGAGGCAGAGUCCGAGAAUGAGCCCGGCUCUCCAACCAAGCCAGUUGCGACCGACCCCGAGCCCAAACCCCCAAGUCCUGAAGUCACCCCCGCUCCGGCUCCUGAACCUGCACCGUCGCGCCCCGCCACUCGCAAAUCGGGCCGUCCCCCUGCACGUCGCGGCGGUCGCGUAGGCCGCAAUCAAUAUACUCGGGAUCGGGAUAUGAAUGGGACCGACUCCAAUUUUUCGACUCGAUCCCCUCGGCGCGGGCAGUCGCAUGACAUUGGCAGCGAUUCGCCUAGGAUCAAUGGCAUACAUCUCCAUAGCGGGGAAUCAGGCAAGCCCAGUCGUCCGCGCUAUGUGAACCAGCGCACCACAAUGAAUGAGAUGAAGAGACGCGUGACGGCUAUUCUCGAGUUCAUCUCACGGAUGCAAGUCGAAAUGGCUGUAGCCGGGGAGAGCACAACGCCUCCUAAUGGUACCGCCCGGAUUAAUGGCAGUCUGUUGGAAAGCGCACUGGCGCUGGCCGUUGGCGACAUCGAUCCGGCCAGCGCGACUGCCUCGGACAGCGACGCAGGCAGUGGCCCGGCCUCCCUUGAGAAAGACUUCAAGGAGCUGAGUAGCGUCGAAAUGAUGGACGUUCUCACGCGCCAUCUCCUCAAAUGGCAACAGGAGUAUGGCAGAGUGGGCGAACGCUGA
Molecule: messenger RNA, 1827 nt
Organism: Aspergillus saccharolyticus JOP 1030-1
Lineage: Eukaryota; Fungi; Ascomycota; Eurotiomycetes; Eurotiales; Aspergillaceae
Product: putative transcriptional regulator (Cti6)
Exons: 4
Coding region: 1-1827 (608 amino acids)
Biological process (GO): negative regulation of silent mating-type cassette heterochromatin formation; negative regulation of rDNA heterochromatin formation
Cellular component (GO): Rpd3L complex; Rpd3L-Expanded complex
Source: RefSeq, a predicted model, not a curated record